Molecule: messenger RNA, 1351 nt
Organism: Bipolaris maydis ATCC 48331
Lineage: Eukaryota; Fungi; Ascomycota; Dothideomycetes; Pleosporales; Pleosporaceae
Source: RefSeq, a predicted model, not a curated record
AUGUGGAAAAAUGGACUAAUUUACGCCCAAGACAGCCGGAAUAUCCAAAAUAGCGGUUGUGUGGAUUCGAACAUGACUUUAUCCCAAACCCAGGCAAAUGAAUUCUUAGAAUCCUUGGAAUCCUGUACGAUGCUUGGAGUGCCAAAGUCAUGGAAAGACUUAAAGUGGGGAUAUCGAGAGCACGCAGUGAUGAAAGUAAAUCCCUUUUGGCUCCAACCGAAGUUCCAAACGUGGUGUUCCAAACCUCGGAAUACUUUGCGUUUUGUGAAAGGCUCUUAUCAAAACCGGUCGCAAAUCAAGAGUUUCUGUUUGGAUUUUAUCAAGCUCAUGGAGGAUGCGAGGGUACCGCUCCUAUGGGCGUUAAAACCGAACUCCUGUGAACAGUCGAAUGGGUUCUCUCCAGAACGUGUAUUAAGUUACUUGAUAGUACAAGCACUAACCAUAUCCUUGAAACAGGAAAAGGCCUCAGGGAUAUCAGAGAGGCAGGCAGCUCAAAUCCGUGGGAAAUUUCAAGAUGCCUCAACCCUCACGGAUUACAUCGACCUUCUAUGCUUCAGUAUAUCUAUAUCUCGAUUACCUGAGGUCUGUAUCCUUAUUGAUGUACACUUGCUUAAUACCAGACAGCAAGGAUCCCGGGAGCAUGUUGAUUUGAUGAACGCGUUAUCAAUCGCUCAAAGCCGCUUACAUGACGAUGGCUGCAGGACAGUGGUCAAAACUCUCUUGGUGAGCUAUGGAGGAAUUAUGUUCAACGAACAUGCAUCAUCAGAUGUGAUGAAUAAUGUUAUCUUGGCUGGUAGUAAUAGGCAUGAGAAGGGCAAACCGGUACACCGACGCCGCGAGGUAGGCCGCUUAGUAUCUUCUCAUUUCAGCGGCUUUGGUAGAGCUCGACGCUAAGAAUAUAGCUUAUACCUUGGUAGAAUGUAACAUGUUCCACCAGGAAGCUGUGCAUCCGACCAAAUCUGGCCCAACUCUCUGCACAAUAACCGCAAUGCUGCGACGGCAACGUUUCAUGCAGACCUUUUAUGAAGGCAAACUAGGCUUCAAAAUCUUCUCAGUAAGCAGUUCAAAUGACACUUAAACGUCCCUUCCUGUCUAGCAUAAGUAUACAAGCAGUCUACCGGCGAAUUAGUACAUAGCAUAACAGGCUACUCACCACCCUACCAAAACCAACAAUACGCCAGAAAGCUGGUUACUCUAGACCUUCAUAGCCCUAUCACAAUACUAUAACCAUAAAAAUACUUUAGGCUCUAACUACACGAUAUGGGCGUUUGGAGUUCUGGGGAUUUAGUCUACCAGGUGCGCGUGGGCCGUAUGGUACGGCUUCCUUCCCUCCCAUCUUCCAUCAGUCACU